Molecule: messenger RNA, 1152 nt
Organism: Acanthaster planci (crown-of-thorns starfish)
Lineage: Eukaryota; Metazoa; Echinodermata; Asteroidea; Valvatida; Acanthasteridae
Product: hepatocyte growth factor receptor-like
Biological process (GO): negative regulation of cell adhesion; regulation of cell migration; regulation of cell shape
Cellular component (GO): semaphorin receptor complex; plasma membrane
Molecular function (GO): ATP binding; protein binding; protein tyrosine kinase activity
Source: RefSeq, a predicted model, not a curated record
UAAUACGGACGAUGAUUAGAUAAAUAGUCGACGAAGUCUCAUUCGCUAACUUAACUGCAUUGUGCAUGGGAAAGUUCAGUUUUCCCGAAUGUAUAAUCAUCUUGGUUGAAAUUUGGAAUUGCUUAUUACCACUGGAUAUAGGUGGUCACAGUGAUGGUUUUAUGUGGUGUAGAGAACGAUCAAUCAAUCAAAUAUCCCAACUUACGUGAACUUGAAAAGAAGCCUGUCUGCGGCAAAUUCUUGGGUAGCGCAGUGCAUCGUGAAUCACCCGUAUUAUCCAGUAACACAUUUAUUGUGGACUGUGGACGGAAGUAUUUUGCUGCAUUUAGCACAAUCUGCUUAGAAGCUACACCAUCCAAGCUAUAAGAUCUUACAGAUCAGCUUAACUCAUUGCAGAUAGUCCAUUUUCACCGGCUGGCAAAUUACUUCCUGCAUGUUUUAAUUGCCAGUAAUUUCGUUGACGAUUUGCCAUUUGGUCUGCUUGGCAUGCAACAUUAUUGGAUUAGGAGUAAAUGGGCAGUUUUGGUUGGUUGCUAUGCAUUUUUCUGCAGUGGUCCUACGGCGUUCUCCUUUGGGAGAUUUUCAGCUUGGGUGAAAAACCCUACCCAGGAUUGGCGAACCGCGAUGUGUAUGACUUCUUGAAGGAUGGUCAACGCAUGAUUGCUCCCAACAACUGUCCGCCAGAGAUCUACGGAAUAAUGCAACGUUGCUGGCAAGACAACCCCAAAUCACGGUGCACCUUCCAACAAGUUGCCAACCUGCUAGAGAGCCUACUGUCGGAGGAUAACGACUAUACGGCCUUAACUGGGGCAGGCAGGGCCGGGGAGAAUCAGGCGGAACCUCCAGAGCACCCUAAUGAGAGCUACUUGGUGCCCAAGCAGAUGGAAACUGCGUUUGGUGUAGAGGGCCCGUGGAAUGUUGACGAAGGUGCCGGUGGAAGCGGGGUGCCCCCCGCCCACGAUCGCUCUAACUACGUUAAUAAAGCUGUUACUAGAUAAAUGUAACUCUCCUGUAGGCUCACCUUCACAUAAGUCGAUCCGGAGCAAACAGGAUGAGGCUUCCCCGGCUAAAGUCCAGUGAUAAUGUAGUAAAUGUAGUACAAAAGAUACCAGUAAGUGAGGCCCAAAGUUUUGUCGCUAAGGGAGAAAAUAC